Molecule: messenger RNA, 863 nt
Organism: Anopheles bellator
Lineage: Eukaryota; Metazoa; Arthropoda; Insecta; Diptera; Culicidae
Product: apolipophorin-3-like
Exons: 2
Coding region: 116-697 (193 amino acids)
Biological process (GO): lipid transport
Cellular component (GO): extracellular region
Molecular function (GO): lipid binding
Source: RefSeq, a predicted model, not a curated record
CACCGCGGAUCGAACCGAUGCUUCAGUUGGUGGUUAGAAUUCUGUCGGAGCACUUCCCACAGUGACUUUCAAGCGUUCAAACGUGUGCCGUGUGCCUCGAAUACCUCACCCAGCGAUGGCUAAGCUAGUGUACCUUAUCCUUGCCCUGUGCGUCGUUCAGGGAACCUUCGGUCUCGUGCGCCGUGACGCGCCCGCCACACCGACGGGUGAGAAGUCGUUCCUGGACAACCUGCUGGAGGUGGGCGGCAAGAUACAGGUGGCGUUCGAUGAGACGCGCCAGAGCGUCCUGAAGUCGCUCGGGUUCCAGUCCGACGAGGAGGUUGUGCAGACGAUCCAGAAAAACACCAACCAGUACGUCGAGCGGCUAAAGAGCGUGCAGGGCACCAUCGACCAGGAGCUGAAGAAGCACACGGACGUGUUCGAUCCGAUCGUGAAGGACCUGAACACGAAGCUGGCCGAAACGACGGCCACCCUGUCGCAGCAGCACCCGGAGGUGGCCCAGAAGGCGAAGGAGUACCAGCAGCAGGUGCAGACCAACCUGCAGUCGCUGGUCGCCGAGGCACAGAAGACGGUCGAGAAGCUGAAGCAGGACACGCGGGCACCGACGGAGGAGCUCCAGAAGGCGCUGAAGCAGAUCUACGAUUCGACCUUCGAAACGCUCACCAAGACGGUCGACGAGCUGAAGCCAAAGAAUUAGACCCGCGCCGGAAAACACGGCCCGGAUUUCCUGCCCGGUGAAGUGAAGUGCGGCCUUUGUUACGUUUGAGUUCUAUCGCUCUUUAAAGGAGCGCUAUCCAACGAUGCGUUCCUGUGGCUAUGUUCGCCAUUAAAGGUUAAUAAAACCCCCGUAAAUUGUCUACAUA